GAGGGGCCGGCCACGCCUGAGGCCGCCGCGCGUCGCCGUCGGGGAAGCCCCUUCUGGGCGUCGGCUGGCCGACGCGGUGCCAUGAAGCACCCUCGCUGCCUCGAAGAACGACGGGCAGAGUCGCGGACGAGAACCUCAGCAGGACGGACGGGAACAUGCGUGGUGCGGGGGCGGCGGCAGUCCGCAUCGCAGCACGGCGCAGCGCAGCGCCCGGCCAGUCGCAGGAUGCAACCAACGUGCCCAGUGGUGGGUACGUGCAGUCGGCCGCGGAAGCGACAGAGAGGUCCCCGUUGAUCGGCACCCAGAGCAGCUCCUACCUCGAUCACCAUGUACUCGUGCCUGAGGCGGACCCGAGCUUCUUCAGUUUCCGCAAGCUGUGGGCUUUCACGGGGCCUGGAUUUCUUAUCAGCAUUGCGUACCUCGACCCUGGAAACAUCGAAGCAGAUCUCGAGGCGGGGUCUCUAGCCCAGUACAAGCUCCUCUGGGUCGUGCUGUGGUCCUCGGUGGCGGGGCUGCUCCUGCAGCGGCUGGCAGCCCGCCUGGGGACCGUGACGGGGCGGCACAUGGCCGAACACGCGCACGGCCAGUACCCCCGGCCGGUGCGUAUCCUGGUCUGGCUGAUGAUCGAGCUCGCCAUCAUCGGGAACGACAUGCAGGAGGUCAUUGGAACUGCCAUCGCUUUCUACCUGCUCUCCAACCGCAUCAUCAAGGUGUGGCAGGGCGUGCUCAUCACCAUCUUCGACACAUUCACGUUUCUCCUCAUAGAUAAAUACGGAAUGCGGAAACUGGAGCUCUUGUUCGCAACUUUCAUUGGCAUUAUGGCCAUCACUUUCGGUUACGAGUACGUCGUUUCAGCUCCCCCUCAAGGGGAAGUCAUCAAAGGCGUGCUGUUGCCUUUGUGCGAGGGCUGCGGGACCCCGGAACUGCUUCAAGUUAUAUCGAUAAUAGGGGCCAUAAUAGCUCCACACAACCUGUACCUGCACUCGGCUCUAGUCAAGACUCGUGAUAUAGACCAAAACAGACCAGCAGAUGUUCGCGACGCAAACAAGUACUACUUCGUCGAGACCAGUAUCGCAGUCUUCGUCUCUUUCAUCAUAAACUUGUUUGUGGUGUCCGUUUUUGGAGAAGGCCUGUAUCUCAGAACGAACCAGGAAGUGAGAAACGUUUGCCUGGCUAGUGGCAGCACCUACGCAGAUAUAUUUCCGAACAACGGUGAUAUCGUCCAGGCAGACAUGUUCCAAGGCGGCAUUUUCCUCGGCUGCAAGUUUGGUGUCGCGGCCAUGUACAUCUGGGCAGUCGGUCUGUUCGCGGCGGGUCAGUCUAGCACCAUGACUGGCUGCUACUCUGGCCAGUUUGUAAUGGAGGGCUUCCUUCACCUCCAGUGGAGCCGCUGGCGAAGGGUGCUGUUCACCCGGACGCUGGCCAUCGUGCCCACGCUGUGGGUGGCGUACUACAGCCGAGUGGAGGAACUGUCGAUCAUGAACGACACUCUCAACUCGAUCAUGAGCGUCCAAUUACCCUUCGCACUUCUGCCCCUAAUCGCCUUUACAUCCAAUAAACACGUGAUGGGAGAGUUCGUGAACUCUGUGCCUUCCACGCUGCUGGCACUGUUUCUGUCUGCGGGCAUCAUAGCAGCCAACACAUUCUACGUCAUCCAGGCUCUGCCCGGCGGCACGCUGUGGAUAGCCCUGUGCGCAGUGCUGGGCAUUUUCUACGUCAGUCUGGUCGCCUACUUGGCCCUUCACAUGCUGUUCAGCAUGGGCCUUUUCGAGGGACUCAGCAGGAAGGCGUUUGUGAAGAAAUACCUCUUCUAUACGCCCCUGUUUAUGGAAAAUUCUCAACAUCAGCCCACGGAUUCUACGGAGGGCGAGAACACUUGACACGUCUGCGACGCAUCGAACGCACCCCUCAAUGGAGAGGGCCAUUUUCUUUCAUCCCGGGAUGGCCUUCCUGGAAGGCCUUCCUGUUCAAAACAAGACCGGAAAAGAUAUUCAUCUCUGGGCCGAAUGAAUUUAGAAGCAUGCAGUGGAAUUUCAAGAGCGGUAUUUAAAAACGAAUCUAGCGGAUAAGAACGGAACAGCGGUAUUAAAAAAUUUUGAAACUAUUUGAACCCGCCCAACGAACAAGCAGCUUGUAAGCUAAUAUAAACAUCAUGAACUAAAAAAAAUAAAAAAAAAAAUAAACCACAGAG
Messenger RNA from Thrips palmi, 2191 nucleotides. RefSeq names its product natural resistance-associated macrophage protein 1-like. Bases 156 to 1880 code for a protein of 574 amino acids. Gene Ontology annotation, molecular function: iron ion transmembrane transporter activity; cadmium ion transmembrane transporter activity; manganese ion transmembrane transporter activity. The transcript is spliced from 13 exons. Gene Ontology annotation, biological process: metal ion transport; manganese ion homeostasis; response to manganese ion. Lineage: Eukaryota; Metazoa; Arthropoda; Insecta; Thysanoptera; Thripidae. The record is from RefSeq and is a predicted model, not a curated record. Gene Ontology annotation, cellular component: apical plasma membrane.